Lotus japonicus is the source of this 3558-nucleotide messenger RNA. RefSeq names its product TMV resistance protein N-like. Lineage: Eukaryota; Viridiplantae; Streptophyta; Magnoliopsida; Fabales; Fabaceae. Gene Ontology annotation, molecular function: ADP binding; ATP hydrolysis activity. Gene Ontology annotation, biological process: signal transduction; defense response. The coding region runs from base 233 to 2983 and encodes 916 amino acids. The record is from RefSeq and is a predicted model, not a curated record. The transcript is spliced from 4 exons.
AACUAAUUGAAUAGCAUACUGCAUACCCAUCUCUCUACUAAGUCUAAGUCCAGUGAAACCAUCAAACAGUACCCACGGUGUGUAUAUACCAGUACCACCGCGUACUCAUAGCUUUCCUGUUAUAAUAUAGUUUUUGCAUGAGUUGACUUUGAGGUCUGCGCUCCAACUGCAACCAUAAAAGAAUGAGAAUGAUGAAUAACCAUUCAUUGGAGUGCAGCGCAGGCGAGGUGUUAUGGCGGCUCGAUCAUCAUCCUCCUCCUCCUACGAUGUGUACCUCAGUUUCAGUGACUCAGAUACUCGAUUCGGUUUCACUAGCUACCUCUACAAAGCUCUCUCUGACAAGGGAAUCCUCACCUUCAUCGAUAAACGGGAGCUUCACAAAGGGAGUGAAAUCACGCCAUCACUUCUCAAAGCAAUUGAAAAUUCCAGGACUGCCAUCAUUGUUCUCUCUGAAAACUUCGCUUCUUCUUCGUUUUGCUUGGAUGAACUCGCCUACAUCAUUGAGCGUGGCACGGCAAAGGGUCUAUUGGUAUUGCCUGUUUUCUAUUAUGUCGAUCCUUCUGAUGUGCGACAUCAGAGAGGGACUUAUGGAGAAGCAUUUGCUAAGCAUGAGGAGAGGUUCAAGGAUAAUAGGGAGAAACUGCAGAAAUGGAGGAAUGCUCUGCAACAAGCAGCUAAUUUUUCCGGCUACCAUGUCCAACACAGUGGAUAUGAACAUGACUUUAUUGAGAAGAUCGCUGAAGACAUCUCUAGCAGGAUUAGUCGGUUUCCUUUACGUGUUGCUAAUUACCCAGUUGGCCUCGAUUCUCGAUUGCAACAAGUUUGCUCGCUUCUGGAUGUUGGAUCUGAUGAUAGUGUCCUCAUGGUAGGGAUCUGGGGAAUGGGCGGCAUAGGUAAAACAACACUUGCUCGGGCAGUUCAUAAUUUGAUUGCUGAUCAGUUUGAAAGCUUAUGCUUCCUUGAUGGUGUGAGUGAAAUUUCACGUAGAAAUGGGGUAAUGCAUCUCCAAGAGAAGCUCCUUUUUCACAUAGCUGGAAACAAAGAUAUUCAUCUAGAAAGUGUGGGAGAAGGAGUUUCAGCCAUAAAGCAUACCUUCCAUGAAAAAAAAGUUCUUUUGAUUCUAGAUGAUGUGGACAGACUACAGCAAUUGGAAGCCUUGGUUGGAGGACCUAAUUGGUUCGGUUUGGGCAGCAGAGUUAUCAUUACAACUCGGGAUAGACAUUUGCUAGCAGUCCAUGGGGUUGAAAGAAUAUACAAGGCAGAAGAGUUAAAUAACACAGAGGCUCUUGAGUUGCUCAGGUGGAAUGCGUUUAGAUAUGGCAAUGUUAAUCCAAGUUACACAAAAGUUUUAAAUGAAGCAGUAACUUAUUCUUCUGGUCUUCCCUUGGCUUUGGAAGUAAUAGGUUCCAAUUUGUUUGGAAAAAGUGUGGAGGAAUGGAGAUAUGCAUUAGAUCGGUUGAAAAGAAUUCCUCAUAAUGAAAUUCACAAUAUACUUAAAGUAAACUAUGAUGAUUUGGAGAAAGAUGAGCAACGAGUCUUUCUUGACAUUGCUUGCUGCUUCAAAGGAUAUGAUUUGGCAGAGGUUCAAGAUAUACUUUGUGCUCAUCAUGGUUACAACGUCAAACAUCAUAUUGGAGUAUUGAUUGAAAAAUCUCUCUUAAAUGUUAGUUCGGAAGGUAAGGUAACACUACAUCCCUUGAUAGAGGACAUGGGCAAAGACAUUGUCCGCCAAGAAUCACUAAGAGAGCCUGGGAAACGCAGUAGGUUAUGGCUCCCUGAAGAUUUAGUUCAUGUUUUAGAAGAAAAUAUGGGAACUGGUAAAACUGAAAUCUUACAUCUGGAUUUCCCCUUAAAUAAAGAAGUGAAAUGGGAUGGGAAUGCCUUCAAGAAGAUGAAAAACCUCCGAACACUUAUUAUAAAAAAAUGUCAUUUCUCCAAAGCUCCCAUACAUCUUCCUAAUAGUUUAAGAGUAUUGGAAUGGUGGAAAUAUCCUUCAGAGGAGUUACCAUCUGAUUUUCAUGCGAAGGAACUUUCUAUAUGGAAACCGACCGAGUUACUAAAGAGGGUUCCUGAUGUUCCACGGAAUUAUGUGAGGGUUUCUCCACUUAAGUUGCAUAUUUUACAGAGGGUUUUGCUAGGUAAGAAGACGUGGAAACCUAUAGAACUUUUGAAGGAUUUAUUAGAGAGCAUUCCUGAAGUGCUGCAGACUUCUCAGGGGGUUCCUCAGAUUACUUUGCAGACUUCAGAGAUGUUUUUUCAAGCUGAGACGUUGUGGAGACCUAUUGGCCUUUUGCAGACAUCACAGAACAUUCCCGGAAAUUUUCUGACUUCUCAGGAGUUUCCUCAAGUUAUGUUGCAGACUUCACAGAGGGUUUUUCAAGCUCAGACGGGGUGGAGAUUUGUUGGCCUUUUGCAAAGUGUUCCUGGGGUUUUGCCGAUUUCUCUAAGGGAUUCUCAAGUUAUGUUGCAGCCUGCACUGCGAGCUAAGAUGGGGUGGAGACUUGUUGGCCUUGCAUCAAGUUUAGUAGGCCUGUUAUGUCAUGCUCUAAGCCCUUCUUUCAAACGUUUAAUUGGUAGGUGGAACCUUUUCAAGCUCCUUCUUUACUGUGUCUUUUCCGUGGUUGUCUGUACCACUGUAUUGUUUGCGAAGCAGCUCUCACUCUUAAGGCAGCAAGGUCAGCUCCAAAGCUAUGUUCUAUUUGUGGUUUUGAUGAUCAUCUCAGUGUACUCAUUCUUAUACGAUAAAGCUGUGGAUGGGAAACCUGAAAUAAAGAGCUUGGUUGCUAAUGCGGCCUUUGCUUUGGUUUCACUGAGUUUGUCCAAACUGAUUAAGUCUGGAUAUGAGAUUGGUAUGUUUGCUUAUUUCCUAGGCUGCUUUACUGUUCAACUGGUGACCAUCAACUGGGUGCUGAUUUUGGUUGCCAUAAUCUUCGGCUGUCCCCUCGUUGUUAUGCAUUCCUCUUCUGAUUUCCCCACUAGAUGAUGGUAAUGGAGGUCAUGUUAUAUAUUCCUCUUUGGAUUCCCAACCAGAAGUUGGUAGUGGUGGCCAACAUGUCAUAGACAUGCCAUGUUAGAAAGGGAACUGCAACAAAUAACCAAAUGUUUAAGAAGUGCUGCUUUGCAGUAGCAUUGUUGGGGAUUUCAGUUUUAUGGAACCAUAUGGACAAUGGAGAUGAAGUAUCGGUUGGAAAGAGAUAUUAGUUCCUAAAUAAUUUUGGUUCUUGAUGUUUAGUCUUAGAGCAAAAGCCUCAAUGAUUUCACUGGAAGUCUUUAGACCUUCGUGUAUACACUUUUCCGCUUGUGGUUUGUAAGUAACGUCUUUUUGGUUCCCAAAGAAGUCUCCCAAGAUAACACUAUAUAUGUUGCAGUGGAGAACAAGGCAAUUCAGCCUAGUCAUCAAUGAGUGGUUUAGGCUUAAUGACACUUAUGUGACUUUUGUCACAUGACUUUUUUAAGUAAUCACAUGACUAUUAAUUUGUUUUAAUCGAGAUCGUUUCCGAUUAGAUCUAUCGGUUAUGAUUUAUUCUAAUGUUCUCAAUAAAAUUACAUUUGGCAUUA